AUGGAGAACCUUCUCUACGGCACUGGGCAGGCUGGCGAUACAGCACACCGUGAAACAUAUGAUCUGAAGUCGAAAGACUAUUUUUUCCUGGAGAGUGAUAUUGCAAAUGGCAACUUGGUGCCGCAAAGUGUGAAGAACAAGCUGGUGGACCAACCCCCAAGCAAAGUGCGAAUGCCGCGUCAGGCUACGGAGGAGCUGAUGACUUUGUUGAAUACAGACACUAAAUUCCUUGCUGACUUCAAUGUCUUAGAUUACUCAUUAUUCCUUGUGUGGCAUCCCCGCAAAGCAGAACCAACUGAUGCUGGGCCUAGUCAAAUGGCUGCUCAAAGUGAACGGGCGGUAACACCGAUUGACUGUUGGAGAACAGGCGUGGUCUCAAGUAACGACCAAUGGGUGUAUCGUGCUGUUUUGCUGGACUUUCCCUGGGCUCGACACAAGUUUCACACGAGGACAAUGUCCAGCAUCGUUGGGGUCUUUAACGUUUGGGCUGGGCAAGGUCCCAUGACAAUCACUACGGAGCCGUUUGAGUACGGGAAGCGCGUCAUGACAAUGGCUCAAAAAUUGUUGGAGCCAAUAUUCUACUCACGGCGCUCUCGGUUCUAG
Molecule: messenger RNA, 603 nt
Organism: Trichoderma aggressivum f. europaeum
Lineage: Eukaryota; Fungi; Ascomycota; Sordariomycetes; Hypocreales; Hypocreaceae
Exons: 2
Coding region: 1-603 (200 amino acids)
Biological process (GO): phosphatidylinositol metabolic process
Molecular function (GO): phosphatidylinositol kinase activity
Source: RefSeq, a predicted model, not a curated record